Messenger RNA from Conger conger (European conger), 1146 nucleotides. It is a transcript of the gene prdm12b, whose product is annotated as PR domain containing 12b. Gene Ontology annotation, cellular component: nucleus. Lineage: Eukaryota; Metazoa; Chordata; Actinopteri; Anguilliformes; Congridae. The transcript is spliced from 6 exons. The coding region runs from base 1 to 1146 and encodes 381 amino acids. Gene Ontology annotation, biological process: neurogenesis. Gene Ontology annotation, molecular function: histone methyltransferase binding. The record is from RefSeq and is a predicted model, not a curated record.
AUGGGUUCGGUGUUGCCCGCUGAAGCUUUGGUACUAAAGUCUGGAUUUAAACAGCAGAGUCUAUCUCUGUCUGAAAUCAUUACCUCAGACAUUCUCCACAGCUUCCUCUACGGUCGGUGGAGGAACGUAUUGGGGGAGCAUCUCUUCGAGGAAAAGGCCAAUAGCGUCAGUCCGAAAACCGCCUUCACUGCAGAGGUCCUCGCGCAGUCCUUCUCUGGAGAAGUUCAGAAGCUCUCGAGCCUGGUGCUGCCGAGUGAAGUUAUCAUCGCCCAGAGCUCCAUCCCCGGGGAGGGACUCGGGAUUUUCUCCAAAACGUGGAUCAAGGCUGGCACGGAGAUGGGUCCAUUCACGGGCAGAGUAAUCUCACCGGAGCACGUGGACCUCUUCAAAAACAACAAUCUCAUGUGGGAGGUGUUUAACGAGGACGGGACCGUGCGCUACUUCAUCGAUGCCAGUCAGGAAGAUCAUCGCAGCUGGAUGACUUACAUCAAGUGCGCGCGCAAUGAGCAAGAGCAGAACCUAGAGGUUGUGCAGAUCGGCAGCAGUAUCUUCUACAAGGCUGUGGAGACUAUUCCCCCUGACCAGGAGCUACUGGUGUGGUACGGAAACUCCCAUAAUACCUUCCUUGGGAUUCCAGGGGUCCCUGGUACAGAGGAAGAGCAGCAGAAAAAAAAAACCGAGCAAUGCAUUGACAAGUACACCUCCUCUCCCCGCGCAGACGAAUUCCACCUGUGCGACGGGUCGUCGUCCUCGUCGUCCUCGUCCUCCUCGUCCGCCAGCCGCAUGCGCUGCGUGAUCUGCCACCGCGGCUUCAACUCGCGCAGCAACCUGCGCUCCCACAUGCGCAUCCACACGCUGGACAAGCCCUUCGUCUGCCGCUUCUGCAACCGCCGCUUCAGCCAGUCGUCCACGCUGCGCAACCACGUGCGGCUGCACACGGGCGAGCGGCCCUACAAGUGCCACGUGUGCCAGAGCGCGUACUCCCAGCUGGCCGGGCUGCGGGCGCACCAGAAGAGCGCCCGGCACCGGCCCAGCGGCGGCGUUGCCGUGGCGGCCCUGCAGACGCACUCGCCGCCCCCCCCUCAGAUGACCCCCGUGCCGCACCCCGCCUCCCUGGUGCACCACAUUCCCACCAUGGUGCUGUGA